AUGUUGCUUGAUUUUAUUGAGGAAAAUCGGCAACAACAAAUCAUAGAAGAUGCAUUGAGAUAUGUGGUUAACACCACCAUGCAACAACAAGAAGAAGAUGUUCCACGUCAAAGAAAACGAAGGGAAGUUAUACCACGUAAUCGUGAAGCAGCACAUGAUCAGUUGAUUGCUGACUAUUUCAGCGAACAACCAUUGUAUGGUGAUGAUAAGAUUCGACGUAGGUUUCGCAUGCGGAAACCUCUAUUUACGAAGAUAAUGCAGUAUGCGUUUGGCGCUUCUCCAAUACAGAAGUGCACAACGACUAUAAGGAUGUUAGCACAUGGCUGUGCAGCUGAUCAAGUUGACGAGUACCUCAAGCUUGGGGCAACUACGGCUAGACAUUGUAUCACGCACUUCGUUGACGGAGUGAUUCGUGAAUUCUCAGCAGAGUACUUAAGGAAACCAACCCCUGAAGAUAUGAAUCGCCUUCUAAGAGAAGGAGAGGAAAGAGGUUUUCCUAGUAUGUUGGGAAGUAUCGAUUGCAUGCAUUGGGAGUGGAAAAAUUGUCUAGCGGGGUGGAAAGGGAUGUAUCAAGGGCGAUCAAAAACGGCGACGGUUAUCUUAGAAGCUGUUGCAUCUUGUGAUUUGUGGAUAUGGCAUGCCUUUUUUGGUACACCUGGAUCCUGCAACGAUAUAAAUGCCCUUCAACGUUCACCCGUCUUCGACGACAUUUUAAAUGGUCAUGCUCCACAAAUUCAGUUUACCGUGAAUGGAAAUACUUACAAUCAGGGGUAUUAUCUCACAGAUGGGAUCUACCCAAAAUGGGCAACAUUUAUAGAUGCAAUAACUGCACCGCAAACCCCUAAACAACGAUUGUUUACUACCAAACAAGAGAGUAUUAGAAAAGAUGUAGAGCGUGCAUUUGGAGUGUUGCAAGCUCGAUUUGCCAUUAUAAGACGUCCUGCUUUGGCAUGGAGUGUCGAAAUGUUGUGGAAAAUUGUUAUGGCGUGUAUUAUCAUGCACAAUAUGAUCGUGGAAGAUGAGCGCGAAAGUUAUCUUAAUUAUUGGGAUCCUAAUGAGUUUGCUGCUGAACAACUCGAGUAUUUAGCAGGAACUUCAAACCGAAGAGGAACGACUUUCACCGUAACCCCGCGCUACCAAAAUCCUAAUCUAACCACAUUAAUGGCUACACCAGAAAAUCUCCACGAUAAACAAACUCAUAUGUCACUUAAACAAGAUUUGGUAGAACAUUUGUGGGCAAGAUUUGGGCAUACUAGUAAUCGGUAA
Molecule: messenger RNA, 1266 nt
Organism: Chenopodium quinoa (quinoa)
Lineage: Eukaryota; Viridiplantae; Streptophyta; Magnoliopsida; Caryophyllales; Amaranthaceae
Exons: 2
Coding region: 1-1266 (421 amino acids)
Source: RefSeq, a predicted model, not a curated record